AUGUCGCCUUUUUCCGGCUUACGGGCUACUUUGACCCAAAUCUACCCUCCCAAGCCCACUUUCACGGAGGCUCACGUUCCUGCAGGCUCACUGCAGGGCAAGGUGUAUAUCGUGACAGGCGGAAAUGCCGGAAUCGGUCUGGAGCUGUCUAAGAUCCUCUAUGCUGCCGGCGCUACAAUCUACAUAGCGUCGCGUUCCAAGGACAAAGUGGAAGCCGCCAUCAAAAGCAUCACGAGCAAGUCCCCAAAGACCUCGACCAGCGGCCAACUGAAGUUUCUACACUUGGAUCUGAACGACCUGGAAAUUAUCAAAGCCGCGGCCGCCAAAUUUGCGGAGCAGGAGUCUAAACUGGAUGUGCUGUGGAACAACGCCGGCACGGGGGCCAACGCCGUGAGCCCCGGCCAACGCACCGCGCAGGACUUUGAGCCCUUCAUCGGCUUCCACUGCAUCGCGACGCUACUUUUCACCCAAAUGCUCCUGCCGCAACUACGCGCCGCCGCCGCCGCCUCUCCAGAAGGCCAAACACGCGUGAUCUGGACGUCAAGUGGGCUGGCGGAGGCUGGGUCGCCGCCCAACGGGAUCGACUGGAAGGUCAUCGACAAAGGGACCGACAAGCCGAUGCAGAACUACGGGGCGUCUAAGGCAGGAACCUGGUUCAUCAGCCGCGAAUUUGCGCGGCGGUACAAAAAGGACGGGAUUGUAAGUGUGUGCUUGAACCCAGGCUAUCUGAAGACGGCGUCCUUUGACGGGACUCCCGCGGCCGUUAUGUUUAUCAUGAACCGUGUCAUGCUCUCCGAACCUAUCUUUGGGGCUUAUACGGAACUAUUUGCGGGUUUAUCGCCCGAGGUGACGCUGGAGACCAGCGGGGCCUACAUCAUCCCCUGGGGACGGAUUCGGCCAAACACAGCCACAGGACGACAGGAUCUGAUCAAGGCGGGUGACUCUAAGGAGGAAGGUGGUUUGGGGUACGGGGAGAAGCUUUGGAACUGGUGCGAGGAACAGUGGGCGCCGUAUGUUUGA
Messenger RNA from Penicillium atrosanguineum, 1020 nucleotides. RefSeq lists its product as uncharacterized. Gene Ontology annotation, molecular function: oxidoreductase activity. Lineage: Eukaryota; Fungi; Ascomycota; Eurotiomycetes; Eurotiales; Aspergillaceae. The coding region runs from base 1 to 1020 and encodes 339 amino acids. The record is from RefSeq and is a predicted model, not a curated record. The transcript is spliced from 2 exons.